ACAUAAACUCUGACACACGUUUGAAUUUAUUCGAAACAAACAUAUGUCAUCAAAUCAAACAAAACCGGAAUAUCUGUUGUAAUUUUGAUAAAUUUUAGAAGAAUUAAUUGUAGAAAAUGCCGGAAAAUCUGCCAAAAAUGCCUCGCAGUGCAUCCCCUGUCGCCCGCUCUGGCGCAGGGGACAUUUCGGAACGAGAACUGUCUAGGGAGAGGUACACCCUGCAGACCACGCCGCCAGCGCGCAUGCAACCAGCACAUCCGAAGAAGCAACUGUUCUCGGUACCGGUGAACAAAUUUACGGCGAAGUCGUGCCGCCCGAGCCCAAACCUAGCCAGGAUCAGGAGCUGCUUGGAGGAGAUCAGAGGAAGAAACACCCCGCAGCCAGCCAAGAUAGGACCAAAGGCAGUUUCCCUUGAAGACCUGACGCCUACCAAGAGGAGUAAGAGGGAAAGCUGCCAGUGGUCAGGUCUCCCGCUGCACGGCGUGGCGGAAGAGCAGGCCGCAGCUAGGAUCGGCAGGUUUAUGCUGGUAGCCGCGUGGAGACGCCGCCGGGACGAGCUCCGAUGUUUGCGCAAAACCCUCGAGACGCAGGUGUCGUGCUCCGAGAGACUCCGUAUCCAGGUGUGCGCGCUCAAGUCGCUGCUGGACUCCGACAACGCGAAAGUGCGGCUCGCCAUCCGAGAGCUGGAGAGGCUGAAGCAGUUGCUGCGAGACAAAGACAUCGAGAAGGCCGUGCUCGAACGGGAGAAGCGCGCCUUGGAGGACGACGUGUGCGCUGCCGAAGACCGCGCUUCAGAAAUGAGCAUAGGUUGGCGCAACGCCCGAAACGAGUUGGAAAGUGUUCGCGCGUCGGCCGCGUGUUGCGAGCGCGCGCUGGCGCUGGAGCGGGCCGCGCUCGCCGAGGCGCGUGCGCACCGCGACCACGCCUACCACCGGAUAUCCCUGCUGGAGGAGGAGUUGUCGCAGCACGAGGCGGCGCUGUGCAGCGCGGAGCGCGAGGCGGCCGCGCUGCGCCGCGCCGCGGACGAGCGCCAGCGCGCGCUCGACGACACGCGGCAGCUGCUCAGCGCAGAGCACGAAGACCGCGAGCGCUGUUCGCGCGAAUGUUCGGAUUUGAAGGUUCGCGUGGCGAUGGGCGCGGCGGAGACGGCCACGCUGAAGGCUGUGGUGGAAGAGCUGCGCGAUGAACUGGCCCGCCUCGACGCGCAGCUCCGCGUCACCAAGGAACAACUGGAGUGGUGGCCGAGACCGCUCACCAGAAUGCUGGGCAUGGCAAGAUCAUGGCUCCGGCAUCCGAUGUCGAUGCCAGAGGCCAUCUUUUGGACAUUGAUUCCCGCCCGACAAGGCUGUUAAAUAUUCUCGUGUUUUAUUAACUUUUACCCAAACUAUUUUUGUAUUAAUCGCAUAACUGUAGUUGGCAUAAAAGCGAAUUAAGUAUCCGAUAAAUGCGCAGAAACCCCAUAGUUAAAUGUAACAUAAUAUCAUAAAAAGUAAACGCCAUUUGGUUAUGUAAACAAGACAAAGACAUAAAAAGCAAGAUUAUUCAGCGAAUAAAAUUAUUGCAAUGUUAUCGCAUACAUAUUUAUAAUAUUAUGAUACCUACUUAAAUAAAUGGAUAAAGAGGUAAUAAAUAGGUAUAUAAUAGAUGGUAGAAACACCAAAACAUUCCGAUGACGAAUGAACAGUUGCAAUAAAUGUUCAGUAGGUAUUUGGUAAGUAUUUUUUAUCAUAACUAUUUUUAACGUUUGUGUAUGUAUUGUAGUCUGUUUUGUAAGUUUUAGAGUUUUAUAAGAAGUUAUCAUAUUGGUAGAAUGUUUAGAUUUAAUAAAUUAUGUUAUACAAU
Messenger RNA from Manduca sexta (tobacco hornworm), 1842 nucleotides. Its product is annotated as paramyosin. The record is from RefSeq and is a predicted model, not a curated record. The transcript is spliced from 9 exons. Lineage: Eukaryota; Metazoa; Arthropoda; Insecta; Lepidoptera; Sphingidae. The coding region runs from base 117 to 1352 and encodes 411 amino acids.